Symbiodinium natans is the source of this 1422-nucleotide messenger RNA. Lineage: Eukaryota; Dinophyceae; Suessiales; Symbiodiniaceae. The record is from the annotation of a GenBank genome assembly.
AUGCAGGAGCAGGGUAUUGAGGCCGGACCGUUUGGCUACAGCGCAGCAGUUCGCGCACUGGGCCGCCAGCGACAGUGGGAGGGCGCGGUGAAGCUCUUGGAGGAAGCCUCUGAGCGAGGCGUGCAGGCUGACACCGUCUUGUUUAGCAGCGCCAUGAAAGCGUGCGAUUUGGACUGCGACAGGGUGCUCGACCUCUUCGCCGCGAUGAGGGAGUCCAACAUUGAUGCGGACAUGCAGAGCUACGGCAUUGUCAUAGGGUCAUGCUGCUACGGCCAGGAUUGGCCGCAGGCUCUGCGUCUUCUUAUUGAUGCCCGCGAUGAAGACCUCGAGCCGAAUGCUGUGACGGUCUCCGCGGUCAUGCAGACACUCACCCGCAACGACCAGUGGGAGCGGGCGCUGCAGCUUUGGCAGGAGUUUGGCGAGGCUGAGCUGAAGGUUGAUAGCAUCUCCUUCACCACGGCAAUCCAAGCCUGCGCGACCGGGAAAUCCUGGCGAGGGGCUUUGCAGCUGCUCUCCGACAUGCACCGCGAGGACCUCAAUCCGGGAACUGUGCCCUGCAGCGCAGCCAUGGCGGCAUGCUGCCGCGUUCAAGAGUGGGAGGUGGCCCUCGAGCUCUUUCGAAGCGCUCAGCAGUCUGGGACCUCUCUGGAUGCCGUGAUCUACACGGGGGCCAUCCAGUCCUGCGGGGCAGGACAAAAGUGGGAGACCGCGCUGAGCUUGUACGACGAGAUGGAGGCGCCCCACCAGCGAGCUCAUGGUGCGGUGGUCGCCGCGCUGGGCGCGGCCGGGCGCUGGCAGCGCGCGUUCGUCCUCUUUGGUGAGAUGGCUGACAGGGAGCUUGAGAUGGAUGUGGUCGGCUACAGCUCGGUGAUCACGGCGGCCGAGGUCUCGAAAAAGUGGCCCUGGGCGCUGCACUUCUUGCAGGAGAUGAUGGAGGAGGAAGUUCAGCCGGACACUGCUGCGUACAACUCCGCUAUCUCCGCUUCCGAGAAGAGUGGGAAAUGGCGCGUCGCGGUCGCUCUCCUGCAAGACAUGCAGGAGAUCUGGGAGACUCCGCUCAGUUCAGUCCCGCUGAGCAGGAGCAGGUCGGCCCGGAGCAUGCUCUGGCAGGAGGUGGUCAAGUUAGAGUGCGUGCAGCCCGAGUGCGACCAGCCCGACGAAUCCAGACGGCUAGAUUCCCGUGACGGAAGUCAGGCAUCGAUGGCGUCCUACGUGCUCAGCCUAGGCCCAGAUGCCCCAGGCCAAGAUCCCGACAUGACGCAGAUGGCGGAGGUGGUGGCGGAACAGAGCCAGGUCCGGCACAACGAGAGCAUCAUGCCCUCAUCGCUCCGACCUGUUACCAGCGAGCGCAGCAGCCAGGUGUGGCGCCACCCAAGUAGCAUCAUGUCGCUCCGAAACUUCACCAACGAGCAGAGCUGCCAG